AUGCUUCAGGACCUCCCAAGUCUUAGCACGGUCAAAUCGAUAUCCUCCGGGGCCAUUAUUACCAUCAAUACUAGUAACGUUAGUUCUACCCGCACCAAACUCCUCCACCCAACACCGCCAUGGCGGCCAACAGAAUCAGGAGCAUGUUCCCGGUCGCUCCACGAAAGGGAGAAACCUUUGAGUUGAGGACCGGUUUGAAUUCACAGUUCGCCCAUGAGAGGUUAGUUGGGGGCUUCAUUUUUUUCCUCUAGUUUCUGGUAGCCAUUUGCUGAGAUGGCUCGUUCACAGGAAGGAUGCAAUCAGGAACACUAUUGCUGCCAUGACAUUGGGGAAAGAUGUGUCCGCUCUGUUUCCCGACAUUAUCAAAAAUAUGGUGCGGUUCCCAUAACCCUUCUUGCGAGAGUGUACUAUUAACGCCACGUCUAGGCAACCGGCGAUCUCGAUCAGAAGAAGCUCGUCUACCUCUACCUGAUGUUCGCGUCCCUCCACCGAAAAGUCCAUGUGUGCACGGGGUUCUAAUAUCAUAUCCUAGGAACUACGCAAAGACACAUCCAGACCUCUGCAUUCUCGCCGUCAACACAUUUGUGCAGGUUUGUCAAACUUACGGAGUCUACAUUAGGGGGUUCUAAUUCCUAGGAUUGCAGGAUUCGGAGGACCCAAAUCCAUUGAUACGAGCGUUGGCUAUCAGGACCAUGGGCUGUAUUCGCGUUGACAAAAUUGUUGACUAUAUGGAGGAGCCACUGCGGAAAACGCUAAAGGUAAGUAACUAUUAUACGUCACGUUAGAAUAAGAAAGUUAGACUAACGAUAUCCGGCGACAGGACGAGAGUCCGUACGUAAGAAAAACGGCGGCUAUCUGCGUAGCGAAGCUUUUUGAUCUUAGUCCAUCAUUAUGUUUGGAGAACGGAUUUCUUACAACGCUCCAGGAGAUGAUUGGUGAUUCAAAUCCCAUGGUGAGAAGCCUCCUUAGGUAGUGAUUCCAACGCUUGCUGAACCUUACCCGCCAGGUGGUUGCAAAUUCUGUGACAGCCCUUGCAGAGAUCAAUGAAGCUGCUCCGGAGACGGAAGCCCUGGCUGUCACACCUGCAAUUCUUAAAAAACUGCUGAUGGCCUUGAACGAGUGCACAGAGUAAGGUUUCCAUGAUGCGUUUUAUUCCUGCUUGUAUCCCCUACAAACUAAUGGGAGAAAAAAAAAUAAACAAAACAGAUGGGGUAGAAUAACCAUUCUUACCACUCUUGCCGAGUACAAGGCGGCGGAUGUGAGGGAAGCCGAACAUAUCUGUGAAAGAGUUGUACCGCAGUUUCAGCACGUGAACCCCAGUGUGGUACUUGCUGCUGUAAAGGUGGUGUUUUUACACAUGAAAGUGAUCAGCGCAGAGCUGUGUCGCCAGUAUCUUCGGAAAAUGGCACCUCCUCUUGGUGGGACAAUCACGCAUUGGGAGUUAGGAGUUUUAGCUAAUACCAUCUAGUUACUCUCGUAUCUUCUCAACCAGAGGUACAAUACGUUGCUCUACGAAACAUCAACCUCCUCCUUCAAAAACAACCAGAUAUACUUACAAAAGAAAUGCGGGUCUUCUUCUGUAAAUACAAUGACCCACCCUACGUUAAGCUAGAGAAACUCGAAAUCAUGAUUCGGAUUGCCAAUGAAAAGAAUGUCGACCAACUUCUCUCAGAAUUAAAAGAAUACGCACUUGAGGUAGAUAUGGACUUCGUGCGGCGGGCGGUACGAGCUAUUGGGCAGUGCGCAAUCAAGAUAGAUGGUGCUGCAAGCAAAUGCGUUAAUGUGCUGCUAGAACUGAUCAACACCAAAGUGAACUAUGUUGUCCAAGAGGCAAUUGUCGUUAUCAAGGUAAGUUUUACCGUCCUUACCAGUGUCUCAAAGUAUCCGUCCAGCUAACAUGCAAAAGGAUAUAUUCCGAAAAUAUCCCGGAUAUGAGGGGAUUAUCCCUAAGCUUUGUGAAAGUUUAGAUGAGCUCGAUGAGCCAAACGCUAGAGGAUCGCUGAUCUGGGUCAUUGGUGAAUAUGCCGAAAAAAUAAACAACGCCGAUGAGUUACUGCAAACUUUUAUGGAAGGCUUCAAGGAUGAAUAUACUCAGGUACAACUGCAACUAUUAACAGCGGGUGUAAAGCUCUUCUUGAAAAAACCACAAUCCCAAGCAGUCGUACAACAAAUUCUUCAAAGCGCAACAUCAGAAUGCGACAAUCCGGAUAUCCGGGAUCGAGCAUAUGUCUACUGGCGGUUGCUCUCCAAAGACCCUGAAGUGGCUAAGGUGAGCCUGGUGCAUUAUCACCAAUGGCAUAAAUUUAUCAUUACUAACCCUAUCGCAGAACAUCGUUCUUUCUGACAAACCGCCCAUUACCUCCAUAAUCCAAUCGCUACCGACCGGGCUUCUCGAGGAAUUGCUCGGGGAGAUAUCGACUUUGGCCUCCGUUUAUCACAAACCUGCAGCAACUUUUGUUGGGCAAGGAAGAUUUGGAGCCGACGCUGUUCAAAAGAGAGCUAUAGAGUGAGAUCUCAUACUCUACUAGUCUAUCCUGGCGCUGACCACCUCUACAGGGAGCAACUACAGAACGCCCGCGAAAACCCCAUACAAGCUUCUGCAGCCGCCAAAGGGCAAAACAUGGAAAAUCUACUUGAUAUUGAUUUCGAUGGGGCAGCACCCGCAAGCGCAUCUACUCAAACACCUCCGCCAGGAGGUCUAGAAUCGCUUGUUACAGGCUCCCCCCGUGUGGCUUCACCGGCAUCACCUACCAGCGGUACGGGUAACAAUCUGGACGACCUUCUCAGUUUAUUCGGCACGGAGUCUGCAGUGCCCGCAAAUGGAAAUGCAAACAGUGGAGUAUUAGAUGGAUUUGAAGGAUUAAAUCUCAGUCCUCAAGCAGCGCCUCCACGACCACAACAACAGAAGAAAGCAAACGAGGACAUCCUGGGCCUGUUCUGAUUAAGGAAAAUAAGGGGGUUUGUGAUGAUAGAAUUCAAAAUUUGAUGACAACGGUGAUAUCUUUAUUCCCGGGAGGCCGGAAGUCUACAUUUAACCCUAAUUAAUUUCUUAUGCUGUACAUUCUUUGUAAAUUCCUAAGCUAGAUAAGAGGAAAAUGUCAGACGUGGGACGUGCAAUCAUCACUCAAUAUCACUCGUACUGGCUUGCUAGAUUUAGUGAUUAUCCGCCGUAUCAUGCAAAAUAGUGUCUUUCCGAGAUUAAUUCCCCUCACUACCAACCUUUUUCUGCCU
Tuber aestivum (summer truffle) is the source of this 3231-nucleotide messenger RNA. The record is from the annotation of a GenBank genome assembly. NCBI's taxonomy places the organism in Eukaryota, Fungi, Ascomycota, Pezizomycetes, Pezizales, Tuberaceae.